Raphanus sativus (radish) is the source of this 1336-nucleotide messenger RNA. Its product is annotated as probable protein phosphatase 2C 9. Bases 184 to 1029 code for a protein of 281 amino acids. Lineage: Eukaryota; Viridiplantae; Streptophyta; Magnoliopsida; Brassicales; Brassicaceae. Gene Ontology annotation, molecular function: protein serine/threonine phosphatase activity. Gene Ontology annotation, cellular component: nucleus; cytosol. Gene Ontology annotation, biological process: protein dephosphorylation. The record is from RefSeq and is a predicted model, not a curated record. The transcript is spliced from 6 exons.
GAAAAUACAGAUAGCUCUCAAUUUUUUCUUUAUUUUUGUCUCUUCACUGCUGAAAAAGAAAAAAAAAGACAUUAAACAAGACGACUUGGUCACAGACAGGAACCUCUCGUAGAUUUGUCUUUGCGAUUGAACACAAAUUAGGGUUUUUAUUUCCAGGUUCUGAUUCUGCUUCUUCGAUUUCAAAUGGGAAAAUUUUGUUGCUUCACUUCCCCUUCCGAGGUUGUGGGAGGACAAUCAUCAUCUCGAUCUGGUAAAGGAAGAAGUGAUGAAGGUUUAAUCAAGUACGGCUUCAGUCUAGUCAAAGGCAAAGCUAACCACCCCAUGGAGGAUUACCAUGUCGCUAACUUCAUCAACGUACAAGACCAUGAACUCGGUCUUUUCGCUAUCUACGACGGUCACAUGGGUCCCACCGUCCCUGCCUACUUGCAGAAGCACCUCUUCUCCAAUAUCCUCAAGGAGGGAGAGUUCUGGGUGGAUCCUAGAAGGUCUAUACAAAAAGCUUAUGAGAAGACGGACCAAUCCAUUCUGUCCAACAGUUCUGACUUGGGUCGUGGCGGGUCCACCGCUGUUACGGCUAUAUUGAUUAACGGGAGGAGGUUGUGGAUAGCUAAUGUUGGCGAUUCGCGAGCGCUUCUUUCUCAAGGAGGUAGGACGAUGCAGAUGAGUACGGAUCAUGAGCCUGGUGUCGAAAGGUCGAGUAUUGAGGAUAGAGGUGGAUUUGUAUCCAAUCUACCAGGUGAUGUUCCUCGAGUGAAUGGUCAAUUAGCGGUGUCUCGUGCCUUUGGUGAUAAGGGAUUAAAGACACAUCUGAGUUCAGAGCCUGAUAUUAGAGAUGCUUAUGUUGAUAGCCAGACAGAUGUUCUUGUCCUCGCAAGUGAUGGCAUUUGGAAGGUGAUGUCAAAUGAAGAGGCAAUGGAGAUAGCUAGAAGGGUGAAAGAUCCACAGAAGGCGGCCAAGGAACUAACAGCUGAAGCUUUGAGAAGAGAGAGCAAAGACGACAUAUCUUGUGUCGUGGUCCGGUUCAGAUAACCGACUCUUGGGUGGAUUUUUUUUUUUAAUUUCUAAAAGGGGGAGAUGGUUGCAUUUUCAAUCAAGAUUCAUGAUAGCUUCUUGCUAUAUAGCUUUAUAAUGGGGUUGGUUCGGUGUUGUGUAAAUGGUGUGUUAAAAAGACGACAAAAAGAGAAGAAAAAAAAAGCAGAGGGAAAUUGAGUUGGUGUGGGUGAUGGUUAUUAUUGGUUGAUUUGUUAUCAUCUUAUUAUUAGGUUUACCUAAGUAUGUGAAAAUACCUUUGUGUUAGGUUUGCAUAUGUUUUUAAACAAAUAUUUUCUGUUUUGUA